UGUGUGAUGGUCUUCAGUGGCCAGCUUUGAUAUUCAGGGACUUUCUUUUCAUUACAUGAGGCUACAAUAAGUCUCCUUCAAACAUGUCUCCCCCUCCAGACUGAAUUAAUGCUCAGUUGCAUCUGUGCAUAGAUUGAUGAGACAGAAGAAGGAGCACAUGUUGUAAAUCAGUUAUCCUUAUUUCUCUCAGCAGACUGACCUUUAAUGAGUAACUGAGCAGUGAAAUCAAACUUUAAAUCAACUCCUUUAGGCCCCCUGGUGGUCCCCACACCACACUUUGAGACACCUUCAUUUGAACAACCCACGGCACAAGCCGGAGUGGUCCUUGACUCCAUCAUCCCCACCCAAACCCCAUCGAUGAACAAUAAGCAACGCGUGAAGUUACAGUCCCUGUGUGCUGGUAUUUGUGCCAGACUGCAGCUCACUGAAACCCCCUCCGCGCAGCAUAUUAUCGGACCAAACCAUUGCCGCAGUUCAAGGUUUCGGCACCUGUCACAUGAGGCUUUACAUUUGCAAAUCACCGGCUACCAUUCCAGCUUAGCACGCUUGCUCUUCUACACUGCAGACGUGUAUCGGACCUGCCCCUGCAAACGCGGCCACAGUGCAGCUCUCAGUGAGACGAGCUGCCAAAUUGCACCGACUCCCCUAUAGCGCGACUGGCAGCAUCGCCCACUGCCUGCAAUGGCGUUGAAGCGGCUCCAGUGUGUACAAACGCUUCUGUAGUGGCGAUUCCGUCCCCGGACAAUUUACGAGCGUGUGGGUGUGGGGGGUAUGGGGGGUGGGGGGAUAGAAAUGUUUUUUUUACGCAAUAUUUUGCAACGAGAGCGUCUGUAUUUCCCUGAGCCUUCUGGAUUUCAGUUGAUUUGCAUCACGCGUCAAAACGAAGCCCGAGCCAUAAAUGAAUGAAUGGGCCUAAAGGAACUAUAACAACGGGUGGAUCUGAUAAGGCAGCGUUGCGGUAGGUCAAACUAGACUCCUCACGUCUACAUUCUAAUGAGGCCACGGCGAUGCUGACAUCCCCUCUGAAUCUUAAGAAAUCAUCAUGCUGAAGACGGAGGCCUCAGGGGAGAGGACCGGCCUCCGGAGUGCCUCCCCCCACCGUAACGCCUACCGGGCUGAGUUUCAGGCACUUAAGAAGGCCUUUGACCAGCCUCGGAUAGAUGGAGACUCCAGGCCCAAGGACCUACAACGUGUGAAACAGCCAAGGGGCCGCCAGUAUGGCGGCCAUGUCAGUCGCAUUAAGGACAUGUUCAUGCAGAUGGGCUCAGAAGGUGUGCCGGAUAAGGCCACUGUUUGUGAUGAUUCCUCGCCUCAAAAGCUGGUCAAGCCCACCAACUUCAUCAACAAGGCCGACGGAUCAGUGAUAAAACUCCAGCAUUCCUUAUCAGCUGACAGGGUUGGAGGUGCUGGGCCAAAGUUCUCUGAAACCAGGAAGCUGUUUGAGCAGCAGUCACGUGACCAGUCCCAAUCCCCAGUCUUUCCAUACGGACGUGAUAAACGAGGUUCCCAUGAGCACCUAGAUGACUGGCGAGGUGCUAGGUCUAAUCGAGGCAGCACAGACUCCUUGGACUCACUUUGCUCCAGAACAGAGGCGUCCUCGCCAACUGUCAGUCAACUGAGUGCUGUUUUUGAAAAUACCGACAACCACAACCAUGGCGCGCACCACAAAGGAGUCAGCAGACGGGCCCUCUACUCACCAGACGUGUGCCACCGUCCUGGAGGUGACGUCAGCGAAGAUGAUUCAAGACAGUCUCCAGUUCGUGGGAGCUACCAGAGCAGGACAGGUGGGAAGUGUCCCACAUCCUCGUCUUCUGAGGACCUUCUGAGCGCCAGUCCCAGAACAGAGACUGGGACGGCGCUGAAACCAGUACCACAAGAGGAAGAAGCCCGAGACAAAGCAGACAAGGUUGAGCCCAUGGGCAGAGAUAGGCGGCGUCUUUCUGGUGUCACCACCAACGGAAGCCAGUUGAAUGGUUCAUGUGAAGAAGAGGAGAAACCUUCAGAAACAAGAAAACAUAUUGAGGAUCUAGGGGUGUCCAAAGCUUCAAAACCUACAGAUGAUGCUGUGAUUACCGACAACGCUUUUGAAGAUGCAACCCCUGAGCCAUUGCCGACCCCAACUACACCAGCUGGGGAAGGCCAGGGGGAUGGGGAUGGUUCAAGAGAAGACAAGUUCUCUGAGCCUCCCAAGGACCAGGCGGGAGAACCUGAUGAGGAAUACAUUGGGAACGAGCGGGUGAUUUUUAACGCGGACGGGGACGCCUGUUACCAGGGUUGGGGGGAGAGCUGCACAGAUCCUGAGGAUGACCUCUAUGGAGACGAUGAGGAUAUUGUCUACGACCCGGGCUCUGAUCUGACAGAGAUCCCUGGUCUGCCACACGAAAACAAAGAGGACGUCCCUCCAAAGAGGAAGAUACGUUUCAGCACUGCCACCAUCACAGUGUUCAACACCUACUCCAACGAGGACUAUGACCGUCGUAACGAAGAGGUGGAUCCUGUGGCCUCCUCCGCAGAGUACGAGCUGGAGAAGAGGGUGGAGAAACUGGAGCUCUUCCCCGUGGAGCUGGAGAAAGAUGAAGAUGGCCUGGGGGUCAGUAUCAUCGGGAUGGGUGUCGGCGCUGACGCAGGCCUGGAGAAACUGGGUAUCUUCGUCAAGACCGUCAUCGAGGGCGGAGCCGCUGAGAGAGACACCAGGAUCAAGGUGAAUGACCAGAUCGUGGAGGUGGAUGGGACCAGUCUGGUGGGCGUCACCCAGAGCUUCGCCGCCUCCGUCCUCAGGAACACAUCAGGAGUCGUCAGGUUUGUGAUUGGACGAGAGCGUCCGGGCCAGCAGAGUGAGGUGGCCACGCUCAUCCAGCAGACCCUGGAGCAAGAGAGGAGACAGAGAGAGCUGCUGGAGCAGCAGUACGCCCAAUAUGAUGCUGAUGAUGACGAGGUAAUGACCACUCACAACCCUGGCCACUGUACAGGCCGUCCUGGAGGUGCAAUAAAGGAUUGUGUGUACAUACAUAUGAGAUUAUGUAUAUCGCAGUGUGGAUCUUGUGUGUCAGUGCUGGAGCUGGGAUGCUGUCAGGGAAAGGACAGGGUCGGCUGCCUCUGUCCGUCACACUGUAUCGACAGCAGAGAGAGCCUGCGCAGCCAUGCAUUUGAUUAUCUGACCGCCCUCUCUUUUCUUCCCUUCCCUAUCUUCUCUUUUCUACGCCUCUGCUCUCAACAGCUCCAGAUCAAACACACAGUGACCGAGGCCGAGAUCCAGAAGCUCAAAAACAAGUUGGCGUCAGUGGAGCGAGAGAAGCAGCGCUGGGAGAAGGAGAAGAGCCAGCUGAAGGCCAGCAUCGAGGAGAACAAGGAGAGGAUGUUGAAGCUGGAGAGCUACUGGAUCGAAGCGCAGACCCUCUGCCACACGGUCAACGAACACCUGAAGGAGGCCCAGGCCCAGUACCAAACUCUAGAGAAGAAGUACAACAAGGCCAAGAAGCUCAUCAAAGACUUCCAACAGAAAGAGGUGGACUUCAUCCAGAAGGAGGAUGCAGAGAGGAGGCGGCUGGAGGAGGCUGAGAAAGCUCACCUGGCUGAGAUUCAGGGACUGCAAGUCAGGAUUGCAACAUUAGAGUCCGAGCUAAUGCAGCUGAUGAAGCAGAACGGCAUCCAGGUCAACAACAACAACAACAGCAACAGUGCCGAGAGGCUCGGCGCUCAGCAGCACAGCCCCAACAGGGCUGCAGCACAAGCCAGAGAUCUGAGGCAGGCCUCUCCUCAUUCACCCAGCAAAAAGAAGAGCUACGGUGGAAUCGGCCGAGACAGCAUCAGCUCUGCAGAGGGAGAGGUCUCAGAAGGACACGGCAGUCCAGCCCGCAGUCGGCCUGGUUCGAUUCGUAGUGUGGCCUCUUGUGAUGGAGCAGCUGCAGUCCUCGGGGCCCCUGGCAGCGCAGAAAGCUCCCCCAGACGAACACUGCACCGGCCGUCCACUGCAGGUUCUCAGUCUCCUGCGAUGUCAAGCCCCUCUCACUGUGUGGAGGAACACAGACAAGCUCCGGAUACUGGCUCCACAGAGACGUCAGCAGAGGACAGUUCAGAGAAACUCAAGGCCAAGACCUCCCUUACAUCGCCCCACUUCUUCUCCUAUUCAUAUUUCUUGGCACCCACUCUGAACGAUGAUCUGAGUGCCAGCAGCAGCAGCUCAGUGGAGAUCAGCGGCCUGCUGAGUGAAGCCAAGAUGUCGGGACGCUCACACACACUGGUGCUCUCCUCAGAUGAGAGUCUGGAUAUGAUAGACGAUGAGAUCCUAGACGAGGGACAGUCUCAGAAGCCGUAUCACUGGCAGAACUGCAGCAUCACUGAGUGGACCUCCCAGCAAGUGGCCCGCUGGCUACUGGGCCUCAACUUAGAACACCACAUCCCAGAAUUCACUGCCAAAAACAUAGAUGGAGAACAGCUGCUACAGCUGGAGAGUGCUGAGCUCAAGGCCCUUGGAGUUUCUUCUUCUCAGGACCGUGCCCUGAUCAAGAAAAAGAUCAAAGACCUUAAAGUUCUGAUGGAGAAGGCCAAGAGGAACCGAGAGAAAGUGGAGAAACAACGCGAGAAGCUACGGAAGCGAGAGCUUGAGCAGCAGCAGAAAGAGGCGCACAAAGAAAGCACGGCAGAGUGAAGUGAAUUGUUAGAUCUCCGACCUCCCGCUUUACUGUAGCACCACACCAAGUAGCGUCUCGAGGAACAGAGCGUCAGGUCCCACAAAUGAACCCUGAGGGACGCCUGCUCAGUAGUUUAAUAGUUCUCGCUGGUGGAGCCACACACCCAACUGUCGGAGACUGUUGAGUGACUUUUCCACCAAGCAAAUUAAACCAAAACAAGCCGUUGGAUAAUAGGAUCCUGCCCCGUUCAGUUGCCUCAUUUUACUCCCAUCCUGAGUUUUUUGGCCAUUUAAGAUUUACUCAGCUCUAUUUAUUUAGCUGUUUAUUGCUGUAAAUUAGGUUUAUUUAUUCAUAGCUAGAAAAAGUCUGUGAAAAGUUUAUCUCAUCCUCAUCCCAGAUCAUCUUUAGAGCCGUCUGUGUUACCCAUAAAAGCUCCCGUAGACGAUCAUGUCGAGUGAUAAUACAGAUUUGUCUGCUGUGCCAUUUCAAUAGACUUAUGUAUAUCCUGUUCAGAUACAUAGCUCAGUGAAAUUGCUCUCUUGCUUUGACAAAGCUCAUACAGGUCAGGCCUGUGAGGGGGAAUAAAUGAGGCAGUAUUCAUCUCCCACCACUGGGUGUCCCCAUGCUGCUUACUUUCACCACUGGAGGAGGCAACACUGGAACUUUCCAAUAGGAGCUGAAGCAGGAACCAAGUUUAAUAGGGAGAAAAAAACUCUCUCAGUACACUGGAAGUGCAUAUACUGUAAAUUGAACCUCUGCACUGGCUUGUCCAAUGCUCCCUACAGUAUACAUGUACCAUACUAAAGCAGUUCACAAAGUAUGAAUGACGACAAGGACAUACUGUAACUCAUUGGACUGGUUCUGAUGGAGACUUCAGGUACAAUGUAAUCAUGAAAUUUGUAACUAACCAAUCCUGUACCACAAAAACAAAACAAAAAAUGGUAAAAUGAAACUUCCUGCUUAGAUGCAUAAUGUUGCUUCGACACGGCUCGUAACCUGCUUUUGACCUCUUUUUGUAUUCUCUCUCAAUAACAAAGUAAUACCCCGCCACUGCCUGUAGAACUUCUAGAAUAGUUAGAAUAGUUUUCUGAACUCUACCCGCUUCAGUGUGAGUGUCCAAGCGUAUACAGUAGACUAAAUAAAGAUUUAUAAUUGUUAUUUUCUUUUCUUUCGUACAAUUACAGGACAAAGUUCACCUUGCAAAUUACUUUAAUUCUGAAAAAUAUUUGGGAAUGUUGCCAUAUAGACAAGUCAUCUCUGUGAUGGAGGACAGAUGCAGUGAGUCCAGAAAUUGUCUCAAAGAUGAUAACGCCUGAUACUACUGAUGCUACACUGGAAAUUGUACCUGAUAGAUGCAAUUUAGUUUUAAUUUUCCUAUGAAACUGGUUCGGUAAGACUUGAAACAUGUUGAUUUACUUGUUAGAUAUAAAAGAAAUAUACCUUUUUGAAAUUGUUUUGACAUGUGUACUUUACGCAAUCCUUGUUUUAGGAUUAUGACGCUCACUGAGAGACAUGUUCCCUGUGUUACUUCUUUUAGCAUUCCUCGAGAAUCGUUCCGUAGGUUUACAGUAAAUAUAGAGACACCAGUGUCACCGUGAUCAAAAUGAAGGCAGCUUUGGUUAUAAUUCCCUUUUGUCUGAAAGGCCCUGCCUGGUGUACUGUUGACUGGUUAAGAGCAAGAAAUAUAGUAAGGGUUACAGAUACCUCCAUGCAAUCCCACAGUAAUACAGGUAUCACUGAUGUACUAAUGUUAUUAUUUAUUUAUUUCUGUAUUUAAUGAAAGCAACUGACGACUGUUCAUGAUAAAUUAUUCAAAAUGCGAGUAUUAUUAACACCUAACAAUGAUUUAUCCAGAAUUGUAUGAUUACUAACUAUUGCCAAAACAAUACAUUUCAUUAAAAGUGAUUUAGAUUCAAAUGUUUUUUUAUCAAAUGAAGGAUUUAAAGUUUGAAAAUACUCCCCCACCGUGCUUGUUGUUUUCCUCUAAAAUAACCACAGCGCUGCUCCAGUGCAACUUCAAUAAACUGCUCAUGAUGUGU
Messenger RNA from Anarrhichthys ocellatus (wolf-eel), 6670 nucleotides. It is a transcript of the gene ppp1r9a, whose product is annotated as protein phosphatase 1, regulatory subunit 9A. The transcript has 19 exons. Gene Ontology annotation, molecular function: actin filament binding. Gene Ontology annotation, cellular component: dendrite; cytoplasm; actin cytoskeleton. NCBI's taxonomy places the organism in Eukaryota, Metazoa, Chordata, Actinopteri, Perciformes, Anarhichadidae. The coding region runs from base 1043 to 4648 and encodes 1201 amino acids. The record is from RefSeq and is a predicted model, not a curated record. Gene Ontology annotation, biological process: neuron projection development; calcium-mediated signaling; actin filament organization.